Molecule: messenger RNA, 1890 nt
Organism: Apiotrichum porosum
Lineage: Eukaryota; Fungi; Basidiomycota; Tremellomycetes; Trichosporonales; Trichosporonaceae
Exons: 3
Coding region: 1-1890 (629 amino acids)
Biological process (GO): negative regulation of MAPK cascade; protein dephosphorylation
Cellular component (GO): cytoplasm
Molecular function (GO): protein tyrosine/threonine phosphatase activity; MAP kinase tyrosine/serine/threonine phosphatase activity
Source: RefSeq, a predicted model, not a curated record
AUGCACCAAUCCCAAUCAAGUCCGCGGCUCGUCGUCGAGCAGGUUGACGACGAGUACGCGUCGGGCCUCCCGACCAUCACGCCGACGCUGCUGGGCUCGUUCCAGCAGGUCAAGCUGGCACCGGGCACCCCGAGUCCAGACGCAUCUCCUCUGCUCCACCCGUCGCCUCUUGCGCCCUCGUCGCCUCGGUCAUUGUCAAGAACGUCGUCGCCACCAUCAAUCCUGCCCCCCGUCAUGAGUUUGAAACGCUCAAACCCAAAGGGGUUGUCCCUCAGCCUUUCGCUUGGCGCGUCUUCAUUCCACAACACGUCGCUCAGCGCAACGUCGUCAACAACGCCUACACCCACCACUGCCUACUCGCCGCGGUCGCCAUCGAUGCCAGGCUCGGCGUCGGCGUCCGAGACACCAAGCACUUCGGGCCUCCCCAAGACGCCGUCAUUGACAACCGCCUCUCUCGGACGUGCCACAUACAGGACUGGACGUCGGCCAUCCGUGCUGAGCCUCAUCACUCACCAACCAACAGGCGGUGACGCGCCGGUCCCACCGACUCCGGGUGGCGCCCCGUACCCAUACGGCUCGAUGAGGAGUCGCGGCCACGCACGUAUGCGUAGCGCAGGUACCCUCUCGGCCUCGUCUUACACGACCGAGUACGACACGCGCGCCUCGCAGUCGGCCUACCCUUCCCUGCGCACUGGUUUUGCCACCAUUGACGAACGUGGCAGUAACGGCUUGGCAUCUGCCAACCCGGGCAUGUCGCCUUCCACGUCUCUCACGUCGUCGUCUGCCUCCAACACGGAUUCCAUCGCGUCCACUCCCUCGACGUCGCCGCCGCUCCCCGACGAGCGCGAGCACAACAUGUACGCUGCAGCACAGGAACCGUACGCCGACGGCCCGCGGGAGCUGCUGCCUGGCAUCUGGCUCGGCGCAGAGGAUUCCGUCUGGCAUUUCGACGUGUGGGCCCGUGGCGCAAGCCAAGUCGCGCUCGUCAAUGUGGCGCAGGAAAUUGAGAAUCCAUUCGACAACCCCACUGCCGACUCGUGGAACUGGCCGACCGCUGCAAAGGGCAAGGCAAAGGUCGCGCUCACCCACCACGCCGCCGCUGCAGCCUCGGCUGCUGUCGCCGGCGAGACCGGUCACGCGACCAGCCAGCCCGCGAUCGAGUACGCCCAUCUCCGCUGGUCCCAUGGCGAGGGCGGUCUUGCCGAUAUUCCCCCCUCUGCGUCGCUCGACCAGGUGCUCCAUGGCGACGCCCCCAGUUCCGUCGGCGACGACCAAUGGCGGUUCUGGGAGGCGGUGCGCUGGAUUGAAGUCCGUCGCAGGGCGGGCAUUCCGAUCAUCAUCCACUGUCAAUGUGGCGUUUCGCGCUCAGCCACGCUGGCAGUCGCCUAUGUCAUGACGCUCGCCGCCACUGGAUUCAUGCCCGAGCUCCUUGGCCAGCUCCGUACCAUGCAGGACGCAUACGACUUUGUAAAGGACAGGUCGCCAUGGGUCGGUCCCAACGUGUCCCUCGUGUUUCAGCUCGUUGAAUUUGCGCGCAACCUGAGCUCCCUGCUGUCCAGCCGCAUUGCCACGGGCGGCAGUCCCAUCGACACCGAGUGGCCCGCCCUCGUCGACAUUGAGACGGAGGACGCAUGGGCUCAGCGUCGCCGCGAGUUUGGGGAUGGCGAGGCCAGCCCGCGCGCCGCAGAGGAAGCGCGCGCGCUCGACGAGGCAAUGGCGAUGCGCGUCAGUGCUCGUCCGCACUCGCCACAGCACCACCGCGACGGCCACCCGGUCCCCGUUGUCAGCGUCCCGAUGGCUGGCGAGCAGAUCAUCGGAUCGACACUGCUCGAGCCCACCACCACUACCACUACCACCAACCAACGCCCAUGCGAGGCCCCGCCUCCAUGA